Parastagonospora nodorum SN15 is the source of this 99-nucleotide messenger RNA. RefSeq lists its product as hypothetical. NCBI's taxonomy places the organism in Eukaryota, Fungi, Ascomycota, Dothideomycetes, Pleosporales, Phaeosphaeriaceae. The record is from RefSeq and is a predicted model, not a curated record. The coding region runs from base 1 to 99 and encodes 32 amino acids. The transcript is spliced from 3 exons.
AUGGGGCCGCAAGGAUUGUGCUUCAUCAACUUAGGUGUGGUCAAGAUUCCUGCGCGCCGUUUCCAACGAGAAGAGGUGAAGUGCCUUGUAUAUAUUUAA